UUUUGAUCAUUUAUCCUAUUGCGCCUUUCACGCCGAAGAGAAUAAAUACAAAAGUUAGGCCACGGCGCUCCGCGAUACUCGUUUCUAUGCGACAAGCCCUCUGGAUACGAGGGCUAGGGCCUCAAAUUCCGCGAUUUCUCUCCGCCAUCAGUUGUCAAUUGCUGUGGAAAUAUUGAUAACUAGCCUCCAAGCAAUCAACGGACAAUAUAUACUUUCGAACGCACAUUGUCUGUGGCUUUUUUCUUCCCUGGCCCAGCUCCGGAAUUUUUCAACAGAUAAUACCCCACUGCAAGACUCAGUUGUCAACCCAGGCUAUUCAUGCCGUUCACCUGCGUGACGGAUCGAGUCUUUUACGGGUUUCCUCAUUUUCUAGGAAGGGAAAAAAUAGUGGUCGCGCACCGUUUUGAUAUCGCAGUUGCCAACACAAAAAGAUUCGCAGAGGAAGUGAAGGAGCCAAGGAAAGAAGACAAAGCAAAGAAAGCAAGAAAGAAAGAAAGAAGGAAGGAAGGAUUGAGAAGAAAGAAAAGCUGCAAAAGCAAGUCGCAUCAAUAAGAAUCGAAAUUGCGUGGUGGCAAACUCAUAUACGCCUUUACUCGACCGAUCUGUCCCUUACUCACUCAUAUAUCUCGCUCCUUUCUCCUUCAGCCAGCCGACUCUUGCGCUGUGGUGGUUGUUAAUCACUGAACCUUUUGGGAAUGGAAACUCUGGAGUUAACACUUGAGGCUUUCAAUUUGCAGGCCUCUCCUUCCUCGACCACAUCUCCAACGGCUAGCAGGGCCAGUUGCUCGUGCCCGUGCCGAAACCCCAAGAUCCGAACCUCAGCCCAACUUGGCCUGUCUCCCCGCUGGCUGUUGGACCACUCGAUUCUCCAGCAUCAUUCCCAGCAUCUGCUGCAUGGUCCUUCUUGCUCUGCGGAGCGGCUGUAUUCCCGAUUGGAUUGCGCGCCGUGCUGCCUGCCGUAUCCGGUGUCUUGUUAAUUCCUUCUGUGUCCACGUAUAAACUCACCCGGGGGAGUGUUUGCGUUUUUGCUGUUGCUGUUGUUGUUGUUGCUGCGAUAUCCCCUACUCUCUUCCUCGAUAUUCAAUUUUAUCUCACGAGGUAUAUAAGCAUUUUCCUCGUCACAGCUUUCAGGGGGAGUUGUACCCCAUCCUUCGAAUUGCAUGUCACAUCCAGAUCCUGCAUCUUUCACGUUUUGGUUGAGCUGCACCUGCUCCAUCCUAAGUUUGCGGCUCCUUUCAUGCAUUGCAAUGCUGUAUCGGAGUUGAUUUCAAUCCGUGAAAGAGACAAACGGAUCGCGUAGUGCAUAGGAGAAGCGGCCCCAGAAGAAAGUCACUUACGAGGUCUUACAAACUGGUAUUGGCAAUUAGGAGGAAGGCGGCAACAACCAACUUAAAGUGAUUGUUGCAGUAUAAUACUCUUCAAUCAUACGCCAUUUCAUUUUUAAGGACUUUCAUUGAGGGGAGACUGGUUGCUUUAUUGGGUCAUCUGUUUCCAUCAAUCGUCGAUUCCUGAUGGUCGGCUUAAUCUUGGUUUUUGCCUUUUCUGCUUUUAUAUUUAUCGUGACUUUCGCGUGUCGACAUCAACAGCCAUCUGCAUCGCGCACUCCAAUGCAACGAAACCUUGGAAUGAAAAAACAAGGCCCAAAGCCGUGGCGCGGCAACUUAAUAGGAGCUGUCCCCCUAAAAUCAGAUAGCACCACGUCCCAAACAACAUCUAUAACAUCACAUACUUUCCGGGAACUCUUUCCUCGCGCUCGACCGUUCUAUCUAGCCGAAGGCGGUGCGAAUAUAGUCUACAAGUUUACGAUACAAAAUGAACAUGCUCCCUCAAUUACGACAAAUGGGGGUGGUCAACAGCGCGAUAACAGGAAAUUGCUGCGGUUGCGGAAGCAAAUCAAGUCUGCUACUCCUUACGCAGACACUGUGAAUAACUUUGAUAGCUACAUAAAACCUAUGUUUGAUAACCACGAAUUGAUUGACCAGGAGCUUGUCAGACUACCAAAAGGAUUCAUAGCAUAUUGCAAUGAACAGCUUCGUGUGGAUGAAGCUCGCAAUUUGCGCCCGAAAGAACGCUAUGGUGUUUAUUUAUCCACCAAGGAGCCCUUCGGUUUAAUGAUCACUGACAUGACCCCCGUCACAGGGUCAGGAGAAUGCUUGUGGGAAUUCAAACCAAAGUGGCUGCUUCAGUCGCCAUCAGCGCCGCCCGAUGCAAAAAGAUGCAGGACUUGUGCGUUACGCGAGAUGAAAAACUUCAAUGCACGAAAAGCUGGCAACUCUGAAAAGCAAUCAUUCUGUCCGCUUGAUUUGGUUUCGGAUAACUUUGAAGAUGUAUUACGUGCGACACGGUUUAUCCGUGGAGGUCACGGGAGAGAGCGUGUCGCCGCGUUCUUGCAUCGAAAUAGCACCCUGCUUAAACUGCAAGAGUGUCAGCGCCAGAUGAAUGCAGUAGGCCUCCCUGGUUUACAGGCAAAUUUUCGGGAGCGUGCUAUUUCCAUGACGCUGAGGGAUUGCACCAUGUUUGUUAAGGUUCCACUCGACGAACUUCAACCACUCGAAGCGCGCUUGGGAGAUCUUGAUUUCAAGAGUGGAAUCGGCGGGAAACUGCAGUAUUGGCGAGAGACGGAAAGUCGACUCAUUGAAGGCGGGUGGUAUAGCGGCACUCAUCCGGACCAAAAAUCUAGCGAAUGCUCAUUACAGGGUCUGCGAGGUGGCUUCCCUGCGCUUGCGGAGAGGGAAACAUAA
This is a messenger RNA of Histoplasma capsulatum G186AR, 2741 nucleotides long. Its product is annotated as inositol-pentakisphosphate 2-kinase. Gene Ontology annotation, molecular function: ATP binding; inositol-1,3,4,5,6-pentakisphosphate 2-kinase activity. Gene Ontology annotation, biological process: inositol phosphate biosynthetic process. Gene Ontology annotation, cellular component: nucleus. The transcript is spliced from 3 exons. The coding region runs from base 1608 to 2741 and encodes 377 amino acids. Lineage: Eukaryota; Fungi; Ascomycota; Eurotiomycetes; Onygenales; Ajellomycetaceae. The record is from RefSeq and is a predicted model, not a curated record.